CGGGACAAGCCCAGCCCCUCCCUCCCCCUGCCGGCAGGUCGCAGAGGGGACGCCGCGGCGGGGCAGCCGGGAGGGGCCACGCCGCCCCUGAGAGUCAUUGGAGGACCUGGUGGCCCGAAGCUGAUAAAUAAGGGCCCGGCACGAGGCUUCGGGCCAAGUUGGACGUCGCGACCCGAGCAAGGGCCAGGUCAGCGCCGGCCCCACGAGGCGUAGCCAAGUGACCCGCGUUCAGCUAUGGCCUCGCUACUGGGAGCCUACCCGUGGACCGAAGGGCUGGAGUGUCCUACCCUGGAAGCCGAGCUGUCGGAUGGGCUGUCGCCGCCCGCCGUCCCCCGACCUCCAGGGGACAAGGGUUCGGAGAGCCGGAUCCGGCGGCCCAUGAAUGCCUUCAUGGUGUGGGCCAAGGACGAGAGGAAACGCCUGGCGGUGCAGAACCCAGACCUGCACAACGCGGAGCUCAGCAAGAUGCUGGGAAAGUCGUGGAAGGCACUGACUCUGUCACAGAAGAGGCCCUAUGUGGAUGAGGCAGAGCGGCUGCGCCUACAACACAUGCAGGACUACCCCAAUUACAAGUACCGGCCCCGUAGAAAGAAACAAGGCAAGCGCCUCUGCAAGCGUGUGGACCCUGGCUUCCUCCUGAGCUCCCUCUCUCGUGACCAGAACACGCUGCCUGAGAAAACCAGCAUUGGCAGGGGUGCACUGGGUGAGAAGGAGGACAGGGGUGAGUACUCCCCAGGUGCUGCCCUGCCUGGACUACACAGCUGUUACCACGAAGGUGCGGCUGGUGCCCCUGGCAGUGUGGACACAUAUCCGUACGGGCUGCCCACACCCCCAGAGAUGUCGCCCCUGGAUGCGCUGGAGCCGGAGCAGACCUUCUUCUCAUCCUCGUGUCAAGAGGAGCAUGGCCACCCCCACCGCCUCCCCCACCUACCAGGGCCUCCUUACUCACCAGAGUUCACACCCAGUCCCCUCCACUGCAGCCACCCUCUAGGGUCUUUGGCCCUUGGCCAAUCCCCAGGGGUUUCUAUGAUGUCCUCUGUUCCUGGCUGUCCUCCAUCUCCAGCCUACUACUCCCCUGCCACCUACCACUCUCUUCACCCCAACCUCCAGGCCCACUUGGGCCAGCUCUCUCCACCUCCUGAGCACCCUGGCUUCGACACACUGGAUCAACUAAGCCAGGUGGAACUUCUGGGGGACAUGGAUCGCAAUGAAUUUGAUCAGUAUUUGAACACUCCUGGCCACCCUGACUCUGCUGCAGGGGCUGGGACCCUCAAUGGGCAUGCCUCACUCUCCCAGGGGACUGCAACAGGCCCCACAGAGACUAGCCUCAUCUCCGUCCUGGCUGAUGCCACAGCCACAUACUACAACAGCUACAGCGUGUCCUAGAGCCAGAAGCAUGGAGCCUGGCCCAGUGAAGCACUGAGCAGAAUAGAAACUGUAAUAUUACCAUCUCUUGGUGGCAGGGGGUCAGAACGGCUGUCCCAGAGCCUUCAGUCUAAAGCCAGGAUCUAGCGCCCCUUCUGUCCCUUUAAAUGUGUUUCACUGGCUUCACCUGGAAGCACAGCCUUGAGGAGCUAUGUGGGUAGGACUUCCUGGCCAUUCUGUCUCCCCAUCAGUGUGGCUGAUGGUAGGGAGCCCAAUGCAUUGGAGCUCCUGCUUUUGAUGUAGCCACUCCUGACCUGUGGUGCUCCCAGUGAGAAGGGACCCUGGGUCCUUCAGUCUCUAACUGGCAAAACCCCAUUCUGGCUUGACGAGCCUUAACUGUUCUCUCCUGUAAAGUGGAGGCUGACUUGAUAGCCAAGCCCUGAGUUAUGAUCCUCUCAAAGCUAAGGAAAGUGUGACCCCCAGCAAUGGGCAGCCUCAUGGGGACUUCAUGUGUAUUCCCCAAGCUUCCAGGUUUUUUGCUUUCCUGUUCUCUGGUCUACAGCCACCCUAGAGCUCCAAAGAAACUCCUCCAAUUGAGAGAAAUAUUCUCAGUUGGCAAGAUGGCUCUGGAUGGCUCAGUGGGUAAAAGUGCCUGCUGCCAAGCCUGAAAACCUAAGUUCUAUCCCUGGAGCCUCCACGGUGGAAGGAAAAGAACUGACUCCUGAAGUUGUAUUCUGACCUCCGUGUGCAUGCCAUAGCACAUAUGCCUCAGAAUUAUAUGUGUGCUUGAGCAUGUUCACAUGCAUACACACACAAACUAAAUGUAAUUUUUUUAAAAAAGGAAACAUGUACCCUAGUUUGGGAAAUUAAUGAGUAUGCUCAGCUGUAUCACUGAAAGCAAAAUUGAAUUCAAAAGGUUUUUGUUUGUUUGUUUGUUUGUUUGUUUGUUUUCCUGAGACUGGGUUCAUUGUGUAGCCCUGGCUGUCUUGGAAUUCACUUUGUAGACCAGGCUGGCCUCAAACUCAAAGCCUGCUUCUUGCUUCUGCCACCUAAAUGCUGGGAUUAAAGGCAAGUGCCACCACACCCAGACUUGAAGUUUUUUGUUGUUUCUUUGUUUUCUUUUUUGUUUGUUUGUUUGUUUUGCUUUGCUUUGUUUUAAUAUAUAAGUUAGCUACAUUAUUUUUCGUUUACAUACACUCCAGGAGACUACAGAGAGAGAUGCCCUUAUGCAGGCUACCCUCCCCCCCCCCUCAGGCUUUGUAGCCUGAUUUAGAGUCCUCUGAAUUGUAACAGUGUCUCACCACUUCCCUACUGAAUGACCCAAAGAGCUAGGAACCUAAAAACACUGUUCACAAGGCAGCAGCAUCCGGGCAUGCUGAUUUCUCUGGCACAGCUGCAGCAUGGCCGUAUCUAGAGAUGCAAAGGAGGCCUCUCUUCCGGCUAUCUGCUGCCCCUCACCCUUUGCUGAACGUUUUCCUUCUCCUCUCUGUUACUCUCCCUCCACUCCAAACUGUCCCCCGAUUCAAAGGACCCCUGGCUUGAAAUCCCAGGCAUGAUCCCUCUGGCCAUGAGGGGAACAUGGUUCUUGUUCUUUCAGUAGAUAGACCAGAACAGUUCCCUGUCCCACCGUCCUUUGGCUGUCCCAAACAAACACACUGUGACACCCAAAGAUGUUUCUGAGCUCUGAUUCCACCCCAGACAUUUCCAUCCCCUAAGCCUCCUUUGAAGGAACGUACCUAACACUGAGCUAGCAGACUAUUGUCUGUCCUUGAACCCGUGUGUAUUAUUAUCUUUAUGAAAUGUGUUUUUAUUUUCUGCUGUUAUUGCUGUCUUAUAUUUUGUAUUGUUGACAGACCCCCCUCCCAGAAGUCGUAUUAUAAAUUCACUUAUAAGAUAUACUUAAUCUUUAUGUUAUUACUGUAUAUACCAUUUGGUGAUAAAUAGUGAAUGGUUAAUGAUAUGAUUGACUGGUGCCCAGUCACGAUGUGUAUUAAUAAUCUCGUAAAACAGUAUCACAGACAUUAAGCUACUCUGUUCUAUUUUUUCAAGAAGACUACAUAUGCAUGGAACAGUUAUGAAUAUUGAUUUGUCAAAAAUGUUUAAUUUAAAUAAAUGUUUUUGUACCUUGA
Messenger RNA from Phodopus roborovskii (desert hamster), 3494 nucleotides. RefSeq names its product SRY-box transcription factor 7 (gene Sox7). The transcript is spliced from 2 exons. NCBI's taxonomy places the organism in Eukaryota, Metazoa, Chordata, Mammalia, Rodentia, Cricetidae. Gene Ontology annotation, biological process: cell differentiation; anatomical structure morphogenesis; regulation of DNA-templated transcription. The record is from RefSeq and is a predicted model, not a curated record. Gene Ontology annotation, molecular function: DNA-binding transcription factor activity, RNA polymerase II-specific; RNA polymerase II cis-regulatory region sequence-specific DNA binding. Bases 235 to 1386 code for a protein of 383 amino acids.